UUGCAUCAGCUGGUGUAUAUAAACAACGAUCUUCGCGUUGCAACAUCAGUUCGCGAAAAUGUAACUUGCAAAACAAAACGACGUUAGAUUUGCUGAGAAAUGGAAUCGUAAUGAAGCAGAUCAACUCCUACAGACAGAACACAGAAGGCGAGAAAAUGACGAACUCUGUACAAAACAUAAACAUGAACCACAACGCUUCCAUGAUGCGCCGGCAGAAAAAACGGAGUACACGGAGUAAUUUUAACGGGUACUACCCGCAGCGUCCCCCGAACUCCGGGCAGGAUGGGUUGCGUGCCCUUCGCUGCUGGCCAAGCGAAGGCUAGGCCUAGGCAUCGAACCAGGCACAGCAAAUCUCGGUUCCAUACCCAAAAUAAGAAUCAAGAAGGACAAAUUAAGGUGCAACAGACACCUUGUAAUAUUUAUCUGGGAGAGAAUUUCGCUACCAAGUUGCAGGCGGCCUUCCAGUUCGAGAGAUCUCUCCAACAAGCCGACUUUGAAGACGGUUUUGUGCAGUGCAGGUUCGAUCCUUUCAAGCGAUAUCAUGAGAUGACUUUGUCAGGCAUGGCAGCGAGAAUGAAGGAGUGCCCCAAUGCAGGUGGAGAUUCAGUCGAGUCUGAAGUGUUGAGCUUGGAGUUGCUCCAUCGCUGCUUCGGAGCCAAGUUGUUGAAGACGGAGAUGGAGGUCAAAUACUUCCCGUACGGGGGCUCCAUCGUAGACUACACCUGUGAGAUGUUUGGGGUCAGUUUGGGCGUGUCUGUUACCAGGGCGAUGAAGUACAAGGGAGAGUUUGAGAAGGAGGAUGCAGAGAAGUUGUUGGGCAAGAAGUUGAGGGGUAUCGUGAACGCUACCCAGAAUGCAUUGGACAAAUGGUCCAAACAGAUCCUCCACAUUUGGGCGACCUCCUCCAAGGUCGCUGAUGUCUUAACCUCUGUUUACCGUGACCUUUCACCUCAGUUGAGAAUCAAUACUGUUGUAUUGGUUACCAUAGUAACCACUCCCCAGCAUUCCUUGUUCAAGAACUCAAGAUGACCCAAGCUAGAAUCUGUCGAUAGAAUAUCAUUUUCCUGGAAAUCUAUCUAGUUUUCCUUCUGCUCUUACACCGAUCUGUUGAAAUAAUGUAUCUCUUGAAUAUUAAGUUUCUAUUACAUGUAUACAUUCUGACACUACCAUGUUAUGUGAUAGUGAUAAUCAAUAUUUUUUGAAAUAUUACUAGAGCUUUCAUGUUUUAUAUCCAUUUUGAUAUUUUUUUACCUAGUAUUGUUUUGUAAAAAUCCUAUGCAAAUUUCUAAGAAAGCUGUAAUCUUUUAAAAAUUGGUAACUCUUCGUGCUUUCAUGUUCUGUAACUUUAUGCAAUUUUUUUUAAAGAGGUUGAACUUUUUACCAUGUGACUGAAGCACACAUGCAUGCUAUGGUAUGAAAAAUAACAUUUGGUGAAAUUUUUUCGUCACAAUUGUAUGCGAAUCUGAUCAGUGCGAAUAUGAAAUAUUCUUUUAAUAGCAGCAGGGACUAGCAUUGUAGGCAGCCCCCACAAAUAAAAAAAAAAGAAAAGAAAAUGCAAUAAAUUAUCAAUAAUUCAUUGCAUUUUGCCCCUAUCUCAAACAUAACAAAAAUCCUCUGUGUGGCCAUGCCUUGAACCAUAAUGCAUGGCCUAUAAUUUGUAUAGAAGGUCAUCAAUGGUCUAAAUUUGUGCAAUAUUUGUAAUUUCUAAUGAGAUUAUAUAUGUUUUAAAAUUAA
Strongylocentrotus purpuratus (purple sea urchin) is the source of this 1734-nucleotide messenger RNA. Its product is annotated as AAC-rich mRNA clone AAC4 protein. The transcript is spliced from 3 exons. The coding region runs from base 283 to 1029 and encodes 248 amino acids. The record is from RefSeq and is a predicted model, not a curated record. NCBI's taxonomy places the organism in Eukaryota, Metazoa, Echinodermata, Echinoidea, Camarodonta, Strongylocentrotidae.